AUGGCCAAGCUCCUGUCGAAGGUGCACCUCACCUCGCACCCCAUCUUCCUGAGGCGUGGGCCCUCGUGGUAUGAGGACGAAAAAGAUCGCACAUGGUUGUACCUCAUCAUUGAGAAAAAAGAUGUCCUGAAAGUACUGUUGCACCAGGUAGACAUCUCAAUUGAGGAUAACGCACUCACCCCAAGCACGCAGACCUCCUACAUAAUGCCUUUGUUGUGGACGUUCCACUCUGGUAGCCAGUACGUGGACCACAUGUAUCGGUUCUGGCGCAUCGUGCACCACAUCAAGGUGCAUGGAGGGGAGGAAAUGAUCCUUGAGCUGAUGAAAGACUCAUAG
Molecule: messenger RNA, 336 nt
Organism: Myotis lucifugus (little brown bat)
Lineage: Eukaryota; Metazoa; Chordata; Mammalia; Chiroptera; Vespertilionidae
Product: protein p13 MTCP-1-like
Exons: 1
Coding region: 1-336 (111 amino acids)
Biological process (GO): positive regulation of peptidyl-serine phosphorylation
Molecular function (GO): protein serine/threonine kinase activator activity
Source: RefSeq, a predicted model, not a curated record